AUGACUAAAAGCUUGAAGAAUGCAUCGGCAAAGGAACAAUCCACACCCAAGGCAUUGGGAAAAGAUUCAACAAAGUCCUUACAAAAAGAGAACACCGAUAAAGAUUCAGACACUUUAAAGGCUAUCCAGAUCUGCAAGAACCUCCAGGCUCUAAAUAUGACCCCCAAGGAGUUUAUCAUCCCGGCUAUGAGUCAACCUUACACCUGGUUGAAUGCAUUCGAGAUAAAUUCAAACACAAAGCUGAAGGCGAAGGUUGGUGGACCAAGUUCAUUCAGAAAGAAGUAA
Puccinia triticina is the source of this 285-nucleotide messenger RNA. RefSeq lists its product as uncharacterized. NCBI's taxonomy places the organism in Eukaryota, Fungi, Basidiomycota, Pucciniomycetes, Pucciniales, Pucciniaceae. The record is from RefSeq and is a predicted model, not a curated record. The coding region runs from base 1 to 285 and encodes 94 amino acids. The transcript is spliced from 2 exons.